Messenger RNA from Rotaria sp. Silwood1, 1218 nucleotides. The record is from the annotation of a GenBank genome assembly. Lineage: Eukaryota; Metazoa; Rotifera; Eurotatoria; Philodinida; Philodinidae.
AUGAAUACUGUGAAAGACGCUAUUAACACGUUACUUGGUCGCAAACCUUCUGGACCGAAAGUUCGAUAUGGUGUUGUAGCUGCUGGAUGGAUCAGUCAAAGUUCAUUUAUGCCAGGAGUGGGACAAACAUCGAAUUCAGUAUUAACUGUACUAAUUAGUGAUGAUGCAGAAAAACGUGACAAACUAGGCAAAGAGUAUAAUUUGAAAUCAUAUAGUUAUGAUCAAUUUUCGCAAGCACUUGAAGAUGGUCAUUGUGAUGCAUUUUAUAUUGCUACACCAAACAAUCAACAUCGACAAUUUGCUGUUCAAGCUCUUGAAAAAGGUUUCUAUAAACUUGUUUUAUAUCAUAUUUGUUUAUCGUAUAGAUUAUUAGGUUAUCAUGUAUUACUUGAAAAACCAAUGGAGGUUACAGAAGAAAAUUGUGAAGCUAUAUUAGCUGCUCAAAAAAAAACUGGUGCUAAAUUAAUGAUUGCUUAUCGUCUUCAUCAUGAACCAGGAACACUUGAUGUUAUUGAUCGUGUUCGAAAAGGAGAUUUUGGUGAUCUUCGUAUAUUUUCAUCAGUUUUUACUCAACUUGUGAAACCUGAAAAUCAUCGUGCUAAACAAGGUUUUGAUGCUGGUCCGAUUCCAGACAUGGGUCCGUAUCCAAUUAAUGCUGCUCGAAAUAUUUUUGGUAUGGAACCGAUUGAAGUAACUGCUAUUGGAUUUAAAACUCCUGGACGUGAAUUUUUGCAAAUGGAAUAUGAUACAAUUAAUGUAACACUUCGAUUUCCUGGUGAACGUAUGGCUCAAUUUGUUGUUGGUUAUUCUGCAGCCAAUACUAAUUGUUACAAAGUUGUUGGUACCAAAGGUGAUAUUGAAGUAAAUCCUGCUUUUGCGUGGGGUCAUGGUAUGAAUAUUGCUUAUAAAACAAAAAUUGAUGGCAAAGAAGAUUCAAAAUGUUUUCCAGAAACAGAUCAUUUCGGUGGUCAAACAGAAUAUUUUUCUGAAUGUAUUUUACAGAAUAGUGAUCCAGAAGCUGAUGGUGAAGAAGGUUUACUUGAUGUACGAGUAAUUGUUGCAAUAAAAAAAUCACUCGAAGAAAAUGGAAAAACCAUUAAACUUGAAGCACGCGAUCGUAAAAAGCGACCAACAUUAGAUCAAGCAAAAAAGUUACCGUUAGCUACAGGACCAAAAAAUUUUAUUGGUCGAGAUUCACAACCGCCGUCUACAGGCUAA